GAUAGAAGUGCUACAGAAGCCCCAAAAGAAAACUUGGAUCCCCUUCGUCGUCCUUUCUCUCUCUCCCUCCCUCGUUCUCUCUGUGGAGAUCUCGCUUCCCACGGUGCUUCUUAAACAUUAUUUGUUUCUUGUUUGAGCAUUCAUCGGUUUGAAGCCAUUGCUCAUUUCUCGUUUCAUCCUGUCAUUGAUCGGUUCUCGUCGGUUUUCUUACUCUUCUUAUAGUGGCGGACUCUGUUCGGAGGGCAUCUGAACGAAUCCUCGAUCGAGAGAGGAGUUUAGUAUUCGGGCUGCGGAUAGAAGGCUAGACUCUCGAUGGAGGCCGACAUUGCCAUAUCAGAGUCCGAGACAAAGGAAAAUCGUGCUCGUCGCGUUGAUGAAGUUAUUCCCUUGAGCAAUGGAAAGGCUGCGGAAUCCGAAGAAGGGAAAGGAUAUUCGGAUACGACGCAACAGAACGGGAACUCGGAAGCCAUGUUUAACUCCUCCGAUGUUGAAACGGAAGGAAAUGCCGGGACUUCUGAGACCAAAAAGAUGAGUCCUAGUAAGGAGACUGGAGCUAAGCAAUCUGACCAACCUAAAGGUCGAAAGUUGCAAAGUAAAAGUGGUCAUGCUACAAACGGUUCAUACUCUUCAGCUACAAAUUCAAAGCGUGCUCCUCUCCAAUCUUCUGCAGUAAGCAAUUCAGGAUCUUGCAAUGGCAUGCAGUCUACUGAAGGUAAUGAAGCUACUGAAGAAGUUCAUACGAGACCAAAGCCUUCACUUGUGGCCAGCAAAUUUCAGAAACAUGGGAAACCUAGCUCAACAUCAUCUGCCAACAAAAGCUUGGGAUCUGAAGGCAUCAAGGAACAGAAUAACUUGAAGCCUUUGAAACAAGGAUUGCCCUCAAAAGUUGAAGAAGAUGCACAUUCUUCUUCAUCGAGCCCUACAAUUGGAGGGUCCAAGGCACUGAGAAUUGGCACUACUCCUGCAUACAGCUUCAACUUUAGGUGUAAUGAGAGAGCUGAGAAAAGAAGGGAAUUCUUCUCAAAACUUGAAGAAAAGAACAAUGCGAAGGAGGCAGAAAAGAGUUCAUUGCAAGCCAAAUGCAAGGAGAAUCAGGAACAAGAGAUUAAGCUGCUCAGGAAGAGCAUGACAUUCAAGGCCACCCCCAUGCCAAGUUUCUAUCAGGAACCACCUCCCCCAAAAAUUGAAUUGAAGAAGAUACCUCCAACGCGAGCAAGAUCACCAAAGUUAGGAAGGCAUAAAACCUCUGAUGCGGCAGGUGAUGGUGAGGGAGACACUGGUCAUUCACGCAGGCUGGGGCGCUUGAGUCUGGACGAGAGCAAGACGGCCAAUGAGAGUCCUCGAGCUGGAAAAGAACCAAAGAGGCCACAGCGAAAAUCUCUCCCGAAACUUCCCUCCCAGAAGACAAAAGAUGUCAAAUCAGACGGCAAUCCAGCAGCAAAAGAUCUCAAGUCUGGUGACAAUCUAGCCCAUUGCCCUUCAAACCCAGAAGCUGAGGUGACUGAGUUUACUGUCCAGAAGAAACCUGAGUUGGAACAAGCAGGAGAAAAUUCAGAACCAGAUCUGGAGACCAGCUACGAUGCAUAUAUCGGUGAGGUUAAAAAUUCAGAUACGGUUGAGAUCAACAUUGCAGAUACAAGUGAGAUUGAAAAGGUCAACAUAAGUGAGAUAGGGACGGAGAAGUGUUGAUGGCUUUAGAUCGUCCAACAAAGUCUGCAGAUAGGCUUUUUUUUUUCGUUUUUUCUUUUUCCUCCAAGAAAUGUAAGGGAAAAGGAAGUGCCACACCAUGUUCAAGUCUCUGUGGGACUGCUGCCGCGGGUAAGGUGUUUGUUAUUAUGUUCAUAAUCUUCGUGUCUAGUUGUUCAGGUGUUCCCAUGAGCUGUCGUCCCUCUUUCUUUUUUUUCAGAGUCCCCGAUCAAUUUGCUGGAGUGUUGUCAUAUUAUUGUUUAAUAUGACUUUCUUUACUUCCA
Nymphaea colorata (pocket water lily) is the source of this 1970-nucleotide messenger RNA. RefSeq names its product protein WVD2-like 5. The coding region runs from base 313 to 1689 and encodes 458 amino acids. Gene Ontology annotation, biological process: microtubule cytoskeleton organization. The transcript has 10 exons. The record is from RefSeq and is a predicted model, not a curated record. Gene Ontology annotation, molecular function: microtubule binding. NCBI's taxonomy places the organism in Eukaryota, Viridiplantae, Streptophyta, Magnoliopsida, Nymphaeales, Nymphaeaceae.